This is a messenger RNA of Zingiber officinale, 921 nucleotides long. RefSeq lists its product as uncharacterized. The coding region runs from base 1 to 780 and encodes 259 amino acids. The record is from RefSeq and is a predicted model, not a curated record. The transcript is spliced from 2 exons. Lineage: Eukaryota; Viridiplantae; Streptophyta; Magnoliopsida; Zingiberales; Zingiberaceae.
AUGUAUGUUGGAAAUGUGGCGCUCCCGCUAACCUCCUGUGGAUUUCACUCCAACCUACAACAUCCAUCCACUUUCCAACGGUCGAAUUGCCUUCCCCUGUUCUUCGGCGCCUACAAAUACCGCUCCUCUGUCGCAGCACGAAUCCAUCAAUCUUUGAAUUCGAUUUUACUCGAAGAAAAGAUCCUUUUUUGUGCCAUCAUUUUAGCUCCGAUCAAUGGGGAUGAUCUCGAUCGCGUCUCCGCCGCCGGCAGCCUCCUCCCCGCCCACUGCCGCGCCCACAAGUCCUUCCUCCUCUCCAACUACGUCCUCCUCGGCGCCGCCUCCAGCUGCAUCUUCCUCACUCUCUCCCUCCGCCUAGUCCCCUCCCCCUGUGGCUUCCUCCUCGUCCUCCUCCACGCCCUCACCAUCGCUGCCGCCGUCUUCGGCUGUGCCGCCGUGGCCAGCCCCUCCGCCCGCUGGUACGGCACCCACAUGGCGGCCACCGUGCUCGCCGCCAUCCUCCAGGGCGCCGUCGCCGUGCUCGCCUUCACCCGCACCGCCAACUUCCUAACAGACGGGCUCAAGUCGUACGUGCGGGCGGAGGACGGCGUGGUGAUUCUGAGGAUGGUGGGGGCGCUCGGCGUCGUCAUUUUCUGCAUGGAGUGGGUGGUCAUGGCGCUCGCCUUCGUGUUGAGGUACUACGCGGCCGUCGACGGCGGAGGGAUCGCCAUGAGGAGCGCCAAGGUGCAGCAGGAAGGGGAGUACGCGGCCACCGGCCAUUGGCAGCCUUUCCAGGUUUAGUUCAAUUGUGUCUGGCUUUUCAAUUAAUUAAACUAUUGGGAAAUGAUGUAACAUUGAUUGAUCAAUUAUUCGAUUUUAGGUUGAUGUAAUAUUUGAUUUAUUUAUCAAUUAUUUGAUUGAACUAUCAAAAUUCAGAAAUAA